UUUUCAGUCCAUCGGUGAAGUAGAACUCGACAAUGUAAUUGAAAAUGUCAUUGAUGCCGUUGAAAAACAGCCUUUGUCAUCUAAUAUGAUUGAACAACCCACAGUGGAAGCAGCCGUCCAAGAAUGUAGCCAGGCACCGGAUGAAACUAUAGAAAAUGUUUUUAGCAUUAUUGGAGCCUUUGAUAUUCCACGUUAUAUUUAUAAUUCAGAAAGAAAGAAGUUUCUACCCCUGUCAAUGACCAACUUUCCUGUACCAAAUUUAUUUGGAACUGCCAGGGAUAAAGCAGAGUUGUUUCGUGAACGUUACUACAUCUUACAACAGAGGACUCACAGACAUGAGUUGUUUACUCCUUCAGUGGUCGUUGCUCAUCCUGAUGACAGUGGGAGCAAAUUCCAGCUUAAAACCAUAGAAACUCUGUUGGGCAAUACAGCUAAAGUGGGAGAAGUGAUUGUGCUUGGGAUGAUAACUCAGCUCAAGGAGGGGAAAUUUUUCCUAGAAGACCCUACAGGAGUUGUCCAGCUAGACCUUAGUAAAGCACAGUUCCACAGUGGUUUAUAUACUGAAUCAUGCUUUGUUCUGGCAGAAGGUUGGUAUGAAGAUGAAGUUUUUCAUGUGAACGCUUUUGGAUUUCCGCCUACUGAGCCUUCUGCUACCACUAGAGCCUUCUAUGGGAAUGUAAACUUCUUUGGAGGGCCUUCUUCAGCUUCAGUAAAGGAUUCUGCAAAGCUAAAGCAGCUGGAGGAUGAAAACGAAGAUGCCAUGUUUGUAUUUCUUUCUGAUGUAUGGCUGGACCAAGCAGAAGUACUGGAGAAGCUUCACACAAUGUUUACGGGUUAUUCCUCUGCACCUCCAACCUGCUUUUUCUUUUGUGGAAAUUUUUCAUCUGCACCGUAUGGAAAAAAUCAAAUUCAGUCACUGAAAGGUUCUUUAAAGGCUCUUGCAGAUAUUAUAUGUGAAUAUCCCAGCAUUCAUAAAAGUAGUCGAUUUGUGUUUGUUCCUGGCCCUGAGGACCCUGGUCCUGGUUCUAUUUUACCAAGACCUCCCCUGGCUGAAAAUAUUACUGAGGAAUUCAGACAGCUGGUGCCAUUUUCAGUUUUCACCACAAAUCCGUGCAGGAUGCAAUAUUGCACCCAAGAAAUUAUUAUCUUCCGUGAAGAUUUGGUAAAUAAAAUGUGCAGAAACUGUGUCCGCUUUCCUAGCAGCAACAUGGAUAUUCCCAACCAUUUUGUAAAGACCAUAUUGUCGCAAGGACAUCUGACGCCACUUCCGCUGUACGUUAGCCCUGUGUACUGGGCCUAUGACUACGCCCUGAGGGUAUAUCCCGUGCCAGAUAUGCUCGUCAUCGCGGAUAAAUACGACCCAUUCACUGUCACCAACACUGACUGUCUUUGCAUAAAUCCUGGUUCGUUUCCAAGAAGCGGAUUUUCCUUCAAGGUAUUCUACCCCUCCAACAAGACAGUUGAAGACAGGUAAAUAUAUUCAGUUUCUCGUUUAAAAGGAAGUAUCUUCUUAUUUGCUGACUUUCUAAUUAUCGGGAGGAAGACAGAAAAUCGAUUAUAUAAACAGAGUGAAUGUUCUACAGUUUAACGUAGACUUGUGCUUCAUACCUAGGCAGUGCAAGAAAUCCAGAUACCUAGAACUAAACCAAUAAAUUGAGAAAUUACAGUCAAAUAGCAAUGAUGAGAAGCAUGAUCCAAAAGCAAAAGGAAAGACACUGUACUAUAUGAUUUUCAGUAAUUGAGACCUAAGUGGGAAAGGGAUUCGUUUCUGGAGAUGAUGCUUGCUGCAUAGGUUAGUUACACUUAGGAGCAAUUCUUGGUUCAUUUUGCGAUCAUGUCAAGCCCAGAAGCCACUUCCACGCUUUGAUUUCAUGUAUUUUAAAUCUGUACUUACUCAUUCCAACUGUGGUCUUCCAACGACUGGCAAAAAAGGCCAGCUGCAACACCAAAAGGUAUCAAAGGGCUUAAAGCUGCCAUGGAAAUUUGCCCUUUCGAAAUAAUGGUGGUAGAACCUAACGGGAGAAGUGCAAACUUGCCUUGUCUGCUUCAGUUCUGUGCCCUGCUGCAGAAGCUGGUUUUUUCUCAAACGGGGGCACGUAACACCCCCCACCCUCCCAAGGGAAUUGCUAAUACGUCGACCUUUACUCGAAUAUAGGAAAUGUCAUACUGUGAGAUGCUUUAGGUCUUUAAAUAGUUUAAAAUGUUAUCAAGUCUUUCAUAAAUCAAGAAAUUGAAUAAUAUUUAUCGUGAAGUAGCUUUUUAAACUCAGUAUUGUUUCUGUUUGGUAUUUUCAGCAAGCUUCAGGGGCUCUGAAUUUCUGCGAGACUGCCAAAAGGGAGCAAGCCUUUGUAAAGCCAACUGUAGCACUCGCUUGAGAGGGAUUGAUUUUUAUGGUGUAUUACAAGCUGUUUAUAAUAAACGUGAAAGCCAAAAAUGGAGUAUUUUGUACACAAACUUUUACAGGAAAAGAUACUGGUGUUAGUUUAGAUAAAAUGUAGAGGCGUGGUGAAAAUUAAUUGGCAAAGUAAAAUAAAAGAAGGCAACUGGAGGAAUGAAAUGCAUGUGUCUCAAACAGGAAAUAUAUUUUAAAAAAAAAAGUAAAAGCUAGGGAGAACUUGGUCUUUCACCAGGCCGAGUUGAGCAGAUAGCGUCACCUACAGCAGAUACUGGACAUGUGGGCUGGGGUUUUUCUUUGGGUGGGAAUGGUCUAGAGAAGAUUUGUGAGGUGUUACUUAUGGCAGUAUAUAAUCUGUUAGCAGAUAGCGUUACGCAGACAGGGCGAGGGGAGGUAAGAGGACCAAGGACACGAUCCUGUGAAACUCCUGCAGAAAGCAGGGAGGAGGAAAUCUUCCUGAAGGAGCAAGUGGGAAGGUGGGAAAGAGCCAGGGCCCGGCAGCGCUAACUUUGGCUGGGCUUACAGAAGAGAGCAGCCUGGCAGCACGUGGACCCGGACCCUUUGCAAUGCUGCAGCCACUCGCACCGAGACCAGGGGAGCAGACUGGUGCCACCCCGAAGCGCCCAGAUCGGGUGUAGAACAGACAGGGGCCCCUCAGCACCAGCCGUUCUCUUUCACAGACUCCAUCCUGCUGCGCUGGCGUCGACGUGAGCGUGGCUGAGGGGGCAGGAGCAGGGGGAGCACAGCGGGGUACAGGCUCUGGAGGGGCCACUGGGGUGUGGGUGGAAGCUGGAUACAAGAGGCAGGAGCUGAACUGCUGAGGGUCUAAACCCAAACCGCAGGAGAGACUGUGCCAGCCUGGAGACUCAGGAGAGGAGGGGGAGCGUGAGCCACCCCUGUGGGGGACGGGGGGGGGGGCUGAGAGCCAGCACGAAGCCACUGAGGAGAAAGGAAGGGAGAGGCUCGGCGAGGCCGGGAGGGCUGGCUCGG
Molecule: messenger RNA, 3385 nt
Organism: Egretta garzetta (little egret)
Lineage: Eukaryota; Metazoa; Chordata; Aves; Pelecaniformes; Ardeidae
Gene: POLE2
Product: DNA polymerase epsilon 2, accessory subunit
Exons: 17
Coding region: 86-1474 (462 amino acids)
Biological process (GO): DNA-templated DNA replication; error-prone translesion synthesis
Cellular component (GO): epsilon DNA polymerase complex
Molecular function (GO): DNA binding
Source: RefSeq, a predicted model, not a curated record